CCUUCCCCCCUCCCCCUUCCAUUCCGCCCCCCAAGAUGGGCUGUUUAGGGAACAGCAAGACUGAGGAUCAGCGCAACGAAGAGAAGGCGCAACGCGAGGCCAACAAGAAAAUCGAGAAGCAGCUACAAAAGGACAAGCAGGUCUAUAGGGCCACGCACCGGCUCCUUUUGCUGGGUGCUGGUGAAUCUGGUAAAAGCACAAUUGUCAAACAAAUGAGGAUCUUGCAUGUGAAUGGAUUUAAUGCAGAGGAGAAAAAAAUGAAAAUUCAGGAUAUUAAAAACAAUAUUAAAGAAGCUAUAGAGACAAUAGUGACAGCAAUGGGAAACCUGGCACCUCCAGUUGAGCUAGCCAAUCCAGAUAAUCAGUUUCGAAUCGAUUAUAUACUAAACUUAGCAAGCCAGAUAGAUUUUGACUUCCCACCAGAGUUCUAUGAGCAUACAAAAACACUUUGGCACGAUGAAGGUGUGAAAGCCUGCUAUGAGAGAUCUAACGAAUAUCAAUUGAUUGAUUGUGCACAGUAUUUUCUAGACAAGAUUGACAUCGUCAAGCAAAAUGAAUAUACACCAUCUGACCAGGACCUUCUUAGAUGCAGAGUUCUAACAUCAGGAAUAUUUGAAACCAAGUUUCAGGUGGACAAAGUAAACUUCCAUAUGUUUGAUGUUGGUGGACAAAGAGAUGAGCGCCGAAAAUGGAUCCAGUGUUUCAAUGAUGUAACUGCUAUCAUCUUUGUGGUGGCCAGCAGUAGCUACAACAUGGUUAUAAGAGAAGACAAUCAGACCAACCGACUUCAAGAAGCAUUAAAUCUUUUCAAGAGUAUCUGGAAUAACAGGUGGCUACGGACCAUUUCAGUAAUUCUUUUCCUCAACAAGCAGGAUUUGCUAGCAGAGAAAGUUUUGGCAGGGAAAUCUAAAAUUGAAGACUACUUUCCAGAAUUUGCUCGCUACACAACACCAGAAGAUGAACAAGUGCAGUUCAAGUCAGCAACACCGGAACCUGGUGAGGAUCCUAGAGUUACAAGGGCCAAGUAUUUUAUUAGAGAUGAAUUUCUUAGAAUCAGCACAGCAAGUGGAGAUGGAAGGCACUACUGCUACCCUCACUUCACAUGUGCAGUUGAUACAGAAAACAUUCGGAGGGUUUUCAAUGACUGUCGGGACAUUAUUCAACGGAUGCACCUUCGCCAAUAUGAGUUGUUGUGAUGGAGAGCACUUUUACUCUGUUUGGGACUCCUUAUUCCUUAUUAAAAAGAAAAAAAAAACCUGGCCCACAUAGGGUGGAAGAGAACUAUUGCAAUCUCCCUCUGAUUUGCAUCCCUCAACCUUUUUCUCCUUGCUGGACAAACAGCAGCACUUCUAAGCUUGCUUGCUUCACCCCCUUGGAACAGUUUGAGAUGGCCCAUGAAAUGUAAAAGGCCAUUUCUGCAAGCAGGGGGAGGGCUUCUCUUAACACUGUCAUUAACAACAACAAAAAAUUAAUAAUGCCCUGAAGGUGGAGCACCUGAGAGGAUUUGGGAUUAAAGUUAAAUAUUAAAAAGCAAACAAAACAAAAUGGGAGAGAGAACUUUAGGUAAUUAGCACUGCUGUGGGCAUAAACAUAUAUCCCAUGAUUUCAACUUUAUAUCCAUUCACUGCAUCAGACUAAAGAAGGUGCCAAGUCACAGACCAAGUUGAAAGGACAGGCGAUUGAGUCUGGUUUUCUGCCUCAGAAUGUGACAUUGAGUGGAAAUACUGACAAUUCUACAACAAACCUAGACAGUACAAACCAACUGCUACCUUGGCGGUUUUAAGGUGACCGGGAACGUUGCAAAAUGAACUGCAUUAUGGCCUGUGAUUGCAGAAAGAGUUAACCACACACUGUUUUCAGUUUGUCCACUGAUGAUCCUGUCUGCUAUUAAACAAAAUCAUUAUCUGGGCUGUAGUCCUCACAAUCUUCCUUUCUUUUUCUCUUUCUCUCCUCCUCUUCUCCCCCCCCCCCCAUGCCUCUUUCUUCCCAGUUUUCAUUUUACUGCUGGAUUAUUAUUCUUGUACAGACUGUAAAAUGUAUUAUUUUGUACAACUUUAUUGAAAAAAAUAACUUGUAGAAGAUCUUUGUGCCUUGAUUAUGGCUGUACCUGUGCAAUGAGCUAAGAUGUAAGUAUGUUUGAUUGCGCUGUACAGCUUUGUCGACCCUAUCCGCAGCAUUCGCUCAAGGUAGGGAAAAUUUAUCUGUAGUUUAGGGUUUUUUCUGGUUUAUAAAAGAAGGAGGAAAAAUACUGUUUAGUAUAUUAAAAAGUACAAAUCGUGCAAACUUAACCACUUUAAAAGUGAGGCCUACAACAAGUGACCAGAUGUUGCAGCAUCAUGCUUUUUAAUUUUUAGCUUUAACUCAUUUAAAUCUCUAUCCAAAUGCAAAACAUGGCUUGUUUCUACAUAAACCAAAUUUUGCUACAAAUUAUAAAUGUUAGUCUUUGUCAUUCAUAGUUUUUUGGGGUUUUCUUUUUUUCUUUUUUCUUUUUGGUGCAAAAAGACAAAAACAACAACAAAAAAAGCAAAUGUACAAGCAUUGCACAGGCCUUAUGGCCUUCUUUAUGCCAGGUCAGAUAUACCUUUCCAUCUUACACUAUUUCUGUAUGGGCAUAAGACUCCCAUAAUGACAAGAUGUACCUUGCCCCUCAAUUUGGCCACUGAAUUUCAGUUUCAAGUGACAUUAUAGUUCUCUUUUAAUAAAGAGAAUAUAAUAUAAAAUGUGUUUUAUAUUAAGUAUAUAAGUAGUUUAAAGUGAAAAUGUGUGGAUUUUUUCUUAAACUUGAAUAAUUUAUGCAAAUUAUAUGCUUAGAACAACAUGUGGUACAGUUAAAAAAGGAAAGAGCAAAAAUCACCGUAGCAAUAAGACAGCAUGUAAUUUUAGUAACUACUACACUGCUUUAUAUUUUAUACAGGUGUUUUAUGUCUUUGUGAACAUAUUACUUUUUCAUGUGUCUAAAGCUACAUGUACAAAUUUGUACAGUCUACAGUUACAGCUACAACAACACAUCUAGAACAGUGUUAGCCUAUAUUACUCAAGCCACCCCUUUGCCCCAUCCGAAAGAAUGGGGGACGGGGAAUUGGGUCUUAAUACAGUGAUUAUUUUAUUACUUGCCAUUUACAUGUUAGCUUCUUUCCACCAGUCAUCAUCUUGAGCCUCUGUCUUAGGAAGAGGCCCUGUUUUAGAGGUUAUGCUGUGUCCAAGAAUGUCCACAGGUGCCAGAGAUAUUUUUCCCUGUUAAGAGCUACAUGCAUUGAGGAGUGUGACAAGGACAGCUAAUUUGGAGAUUAAGGCUCUGAUGAGAAAAUUAAUUUCCCUGUCUACUUCAACACAUUUAGACUCAUGAAGGAAGUGGUGGUUCUCCACCCAUCCCUGCUAGAAUGGAAAGAAUGGUUCUGCCUUUUGUAAACGCGCAACUUGACUCUGUGGCUGCAUGUAGUGGUGACAGAACAGCUGGCGUUGGUGAGAUUCUCUCUGUGUGCCUCCUGCUCUGUUGCUCAAGCUCAGUGAGAGCCCAAACCACAUCUGAUUUUUAAAGCCAGCUUGCCUCAUCAGGUGUGGGAGCAGCAGUCACGUCACCAACAGAAGCAGCCCUGGCUAGGUAUGCCCUAGUUCUCUCAUGCUACCAUAAAUAGCUCCUUUGGAUUGCAGCCUAUGUCUGCACUUAAAUGUGUUCUAAAAGGUCCAUUUUACAGUGUUGUAAGAGUAACUGCCUUGUAAGCAUUUGGAAUCAGUGGCAAACCUGACCCAAAAUGCACCUUUGCCCCAUAGAAGACCUAACUAAUGCUUAUUAUUGGGAUUUCAGAGAUAGAGGCACAAAACACACAGUAUAAUACAUGAGCCUUAAUUUUGUUUUCAUUUUUUAACAAAAAACAAUCUCUCAAGUUUAGUGCCAAACCUGUUUUAAUCUCUCUUAAGGCCUUGGAGGGGAGUGUAGGAGAUGACACAUGAACCAAAUUAAGAAUCAGAAAUUUAACUAUAUACAAGGAAUGUAGUAUUAUACAAGAGAAGCAAAGCUUCAUCUCCAAGCAAGAGUCCCUUCCUUGAGGAAGAGAAUGAAGCAUAUAUAAUGAAGUAGGCCUGUGCACGUGUGUGGGCACAUGUGCAUGCACCCAUAUACCAUUAAUAUACACUUCUGUAAAGCUUUAUAUGAAUAGAAAUGUUUGAGAUGUUCUUAAAGGUGUGCAGGAAAAUGCAGUGUUUGAAACCAGCUUGGGCUGCACAUGUAUAUAUAGAGAGAGAGGGUGUGUGUGUGUGUGUGUGCACGCGCGCGUGAGAGCAAGAGCGUCCUAGUAUUGCCUCUGUUAGUCUGUCUCUAAGUUCGUGCAAUUUGGUGGCCUGGUAAACACAAGUCUUAUUUUUAACAACUUUUCCCUUUAUUUUGUUUUUAUUUUUUAAUACAAAAACCCAUAAAGCUUCAAUACUUGCUAUUUAA
Varanus komodoensis (Komodo dragon) is the source of this 4435-nucleotide messenger RNA. RefSeq names its product GNAS complex locus (gene GNAS). The transcript is spliced from 13 exons. Gene Ontology annotation, molecular function: beta-2 adrenergic receptor binding; GTP binding; GTPase activity. The coding region runs from base 36 to 1196 and encodes 386 amino acids. The record is from RefSeq and is a predicted model, not a curated record. NCBI's taxonomy places the organism in Eukaryota, Metazoa, Chordata, Lepidosauria, Squamata, Varanidae. Gene Ontology annotation, cellular component: heterotrimeric G-protein complex. Gene Ontology annotation, biological process: adenylate cyclase-activating dopamine receptor signaling pathway; sensory perception of chemical stimulus.